Messenger RNA from Talaromyces proteolyticus, 1355 nucleotides. Its product is annotated as mitochondrial carrier protein. Gene Ontology annotation, cellular component: mitochondrial inner membrane. The coding region runs from base 224 to 1237 and encodes 337 amino acids. Lineage: Eukaryota; Fungi; Ascomycota; Eurotiomycetes; Eurotiales; Trichocomaceae. The transcript has 2 exons. The record is from RefSeq and is a predicted model, not a curated record. Gene Ontology annotation, molecular function: S-adenosyl-L-methionine transmembrane transporter activity.
AUAAUCAUCGGAGCUCCCGUCGACCCGCAGGAUUUUGAGCAAAACUGAAAACGCAUCAAUUGACUGCACCACGCACGCCGUGGCAGUGUGAGGAAUAUAUUAGGACGGGACUCACAUUGGUAUAACGAGAAGCCCUAGCACUGCAGAAUACAGUCUUGGACAUGAAUUCGCGAUAGAGGGCCUCGUCAAUCCUCGGAACGACCCUCUUGCCGCAGAUCAUUGCAUGGCAAACACCAAAGAUUUCCCGGAGCCAUUGGUCUCCUCGCCAUGGACCAGAUCACUAUAUUCCGGGGCCGUAGCCGGCUUCACCGUUGACCUCUCUCUCUACCCCCUCGACACAAUCAAAACCCGCCUACAGAAAGUUCGCCAGAGUGUCUCAUCAGCAGCAACAGAUACACCCCUUGCGAAAAGCAAAAGCAACGGACUGCCCCUGCGACAAGCGAUUCGAGGCAUCUAUGCUGGUCUCCCCUCCGUCCUCUUCGGCUCGGCACCUUCCGCUGCGUUUUUCUUCAUUACAUACGAUGGCGUCAAACGGUAUCUCUUACCUUCUGAUUCGCGAUUAGCUAAAGAAGCGUCUAAAACACAAACCUUUGUCGCGCAUUCCGUAGCGUCGACGUUGGGCGAAAUCACCGCCUGUGUGGUGCGUGUGCCUACCGAGGUAAUUAAGCAGCGCGCCCAAGCAGGUCUCUUCGGUGGUUCGUCUCUACAGGCCUUGACAGAUAUUCUUUCCCUGCGCCAUGGCGGAAACCCAUCGAAUGGGACAAGUAAGAGUGGAAUUUUCCAGAUGAUUCGGGAGCUGUAUAGAGGCACUGGGAUUACGAUUGCUAGAGAGAUCCCAUUCACAAUAAUCCAAUUUACGAUGUGGGAGGCAAUGAAGAAUAGAUAUGCUCGGUGGGGGAAAGCGCCUGAAGAAACGACUUCUGGUCAGAUUCCAGCUGCGCCGAGUGCAUUAUUUGGGAGCAUUGCGGGUGGGAUUGCUGCGGGUUUAACGACGCCGCUUGAUGUUAUCAAGACGAGGGUCAUGCUUGCAAGACGGGGGGAAGGGAAUGCGAAGAGCAUACACGUGUCAGACGUCGUACGGCGGAUUAUGAAGGAAGAAGGUGCUGGUGCUUUCUGGAGAGGUAUUGGACCUCGAACAACUGCCAUUGCCCUUGGUGGUGCUAUCUUCUUGGGUAGUUAUCAGUGGGCGUGGAACACCCUUGAAGGAGGAUAUAGGAAGCGUGAAUUAGAGGAUUAGAAGAAUAACGCAUUAUUAUUCUUGUAACAAACUUUAGAAUACCCUCGCGGGUUUGAAGAAUGAAUAGAUUUGAUAUCCACGGGAUAAAUUCGUGACACAAAUUUCUAGCAGAAAUAGG